AUGAAACAUGAGGGUGGUGGUGAUAUUUCACUUAAUGGUUUCCAUGAUGAAGCUAUAAAUAGGAAGGAUUCUGUGCUAGGCGAUGGUGAUCUACAGAAUGGCAAAUAUCAGAAGAAGGAAAAGAAGAAGAGAAAAUUGGAAUCUGGUGGAAAUAAAAACAUCUUGGAUGAAACGACAACUGUAGAAGAAGAAGGGAAUAGGAGCUUGGAAACAAAUGCUUGCAUAAAUUUAGAGAGUGAUAUCGAGUUCAAGCCAAGAAAAGACAAAAGAAAGAAGCAUGAGGAGAAGAGAAAGCAAAAUGGAAGUGUUACUGUUUCAUCUUCCGUGAAAAUUCUUGAAAAUGAGAUUACAGGUAAAGAUGAGGGAGUUAAGGGGCACAGAAGCUCUGAGAAAGAAGAUAUCAUUAAAAAGAAGAAUGGAAAGAAUGGGUUACUAAAAGAAAGAAGAAAAAAUGGAGAAAGGAUAAUGAGGAUUGUGAAGUUGCGGGGAAAAGAAAAGCCCAAGAUGGACAGUGAGGCCAAAAAGGAUAAUAUUUGCACGAGGAAGAAGGGCAAAGAAGUUGAAAGUGGUUUCGAAAAUCCCAAAGGUAAAAGAAAAUUGAAGAAAGUUAGGUUUUCUGAUCAUGUGGAAAUUAACCUUUGUCAGAUGUUCCAAGUACUGGGAAGGGAAAAACCUGGGAAGACAACUUAG
Messenger RNA from Ilex paraguariensis (yerba mate), 690 nucleotides. The record is from the annotation of a GenBank genome assembly. Lineage: Eukaryota; Viridiplantae; Streptophyta; Magnoliopsida; Aquifoliales; Aquifoliaceae.